AUGUAAAUAUAGAAAGUAAGUUGUUUUGGGGCAGGUUAUGUAGGAGGACCAACAAUGGCUGUAAUGGCCUCAAAAUGUCCAAAAUAGACUUUUGUUGUUUAUGAUAUUAAUGAAUAGUAAAUAAACAAAUGGAAUACCAAACAAUAUCCAAUUUAUGAGGAAAACUUGAAUGAAUAUAUAAAUAAAACCAUAGACAAAAAUUUAAUAUUCACAAAUGAUAUUGAUCUAGCUUUAAAGGAUUGUGAUAUCGUAUUUUUAGCUGUUAAUACUCCAAGUAAAAGUUAUGGAUUAGGAGCUGAAUCUUAAUUAGAUAUAUCAUAUAUUGAUAGUUGUCUUCAAACCAUAAAGAAAUAUCCAUUAACAAGAAAACUAAUAUUGGUAGAAAAAUCAACUGUUCCUAUUAAAACAUGCGAUUAUAUUAAUGCAGUUUUAAAGAAUUUGAAUAUUUGUGUUUUGUCAAAUCCUGAAUUUUUGGCUGAAGGGACUGCAAUCCAAGAUCUUCUAUAUCCAGAUAGAGUUAUUAUUGGUGGACCAUUAGAAUCCAGUUAGUAGCUUGCAUCAUUGUAUGAAUAGUGGGUACCUAAGGACAAAAUAAUUUUUACAAAUAUAUAUUCAGCCGAAUUAAGUAAAAUUGUAGCAAAUUCAUUCCUUGCUUAAAGAGUGUCUUCAAUUAAUAGUAUAUCAAUUAUCUGUGAUAAAAUUGGUGCAGAUGUCAAUGAAAGUAAUGUUAUCAGACUCUAUAUAUUUAUUAGUUUCAUAAUGUAUUGGGAGUGAUAGUAGAAUUGGUAAUAAGUUUUUGAAAACAUCUGUCGGAUUUGGUGGAUCAUGUUUCAAGAAAGAUUUGCUUUGUUUAAUAUAUAUGUGUGAGUCCCUUUAAUUAGAUGAGGUAGCAUAAUACUGGAGAUAAGUUUACAUAUUAAAUGAAUAUCAAAAACAAAGAUUUAUCAACUUAAUUAUUACAUCCAUGUUUAACUGUUUGAGAAAUAAAGUAAUUGUUAUUUUGGGGGUAACAUUUAAAGCUAAGACUAAUGAUACAAGAGAGAGUGCUGCUUUAAUGAUUAUUAAAAAAUUACAAGAAGAAUAGGCAAUAUUAAGAAUUUAUGAUCCUCAAGGAAAAAUAGAUAAUGUGGAGUAAUGUUAAAGUUUGGAUGGUAUUUUUUAAGGAGCAUCUGCUAUAGUGAUAAUAACAGAAUGGGAAGAGUAUAGUUAUGUUAAUAUAUAAUAGAUUUUCUAAAAUAGAUUAUGUUUAAGCUUUUAAUUAGAUGGCUAAACCUUCAUAUUGUUUUGAUGGUAGAAAUUUAUUAUCAGGUGAUUUAAUGAAAUCAAUUGGAUAUCUAUAUUAUGGAUUAGGAAGAGUAUGAAAUUUGAGUAAAAAUAGAAAUAUGAAAAAAAAUUGAUUUAAUUUAUAAUAAUUAUAAAUAAUGUCUGAAGAGUAAUAGUAAUAUUGGCCAAUUUUUACAGAGUAAGAUGAUACCAAAACAUUCUGGAACAAGAAAUCUAUUAAUUUUACUUAAUAUACAAUAAUUUAUCAACAGUUAAUGAACAGAAUUAGUUGGAAAAGUAAUAAGCCUACUGAAUAUGAAUUUUUAUUAAGUGAAGAAGGUGUGCUGUUUUAUAAGCAAAAUAAUAAGAUUAAGGGAUAUGUUGAAUUAAACGAAGACAUCAGUCUGAAAUUGAUUGAUCUAAAAAUUUCAAGCAAGAAAACAGAUGCUGUAAAAGUAAUCAGAAUUAAGAGAACUAAAGAUAUCUUCAUCUAUAUUUGGAAUAAAGAUUUGUACUUUAUAGGUGCAUUCUUAAUUUUAGUUAAUAUACUUUUCAGUUUCUAAAACAUUUAUGUUAAUUCUGUUUUGUUCAAAAUUUAGAUUAGUUAUACACAUUACAAGAUGUCAUUGGAAAGGGUGGAUUCUCCAAAGUCUAUACUCUAACUCCAAAUAUCAGACUACCUAACCAGUCCUUUAAUUAUGCAGGUAAAGUCUAUAAUAAAAACGAAUUAUUAUCUAAAAAAGACUUAAAGAAAUUUUAUUAAUUCAUUCGAAAUGAGUGUUAUGUUUUAAAAAGAAUUAAUUUUCCUUAUGUUCUAAAAUUAUGUGAGAUAAUUCAAUUGGAUGAACUCUUAAGUAUUAAUGUAAUUGUUAUAUCAUUUUAGUCUUAGUGACUGAAUAUAUUAAAGGAGGGUCUCUAUAUUAAUAUUUGAAAGAAAGAAAGCGACUAACAGAACUUGAAUCUACUCAGAUCUUACAGAAGUUGGCAUUAGGAUUAUAAUAAGUACAUAAGUAAUAUAACUUAUCUAUUUAUUAAGUUUAGGAUAUGUUCAUAGAGAUAUUAAAUUAGAGAAUGUACUUAUAGAUAAGGAUUAGUUGAAAUUAAUUGAUUUUGGAUUUGCAGAAAAAAUAUGUAGAGAUAGAUUAGUUAAUGGUUAAGGAACAGCUGGUUAUAUUGCACCAGAAGUAUUCAUUAAAUAACCAUACCAAGAAGUAGGGGAUAUAUUUAGUUUAGGAGUUAUAUUCUAUUCAAUGUUAUCAGGUAAGGCUCCAUUUAGAUCAAAUACUUAUGAUGCUUUACUUAAAUUAAACAAGGAAUGUUAAAUAGAUUUUUCAGAAUUGAGAUUUCCUAAUGUUAGUCAAAAGACUAUGCAUCUUUUAAAAGCGAUGUUAUAGAAAUAACCAGAAAAUAGAAUUAAUGUUUAGGAUUUAUUAAAUUAAUUAACUGUUCAUUAGAUCUUUUCCCCUUUUCAUGUAGUUGCUUCAACAUAAUCUAUAGUAGAGGGUUCAGUUGGUUUAAGUUUUAAUCAUUUGUAAUCAAAAAAUACUCUAAAAUCUUUUUAUUAACAUAGUCAAAAUUCAUUUAUUGAAAAUAAUAGUUAAAUAUCUUAAUAAUAAAAACCAUAAAAAAAUUUAAAGGAUAGACGAUAUAAGAGUUAGAGUAUGGAUAAAAAAGGUAUGUUUUUGAAAUCAUCAUCUUUUAAACCUUCACUUAAAAGUAUUUAUUAAAUAAAAAUUGAAUAAUCUGAUGAUAAUAUUUCCAUCACAGAUUUUGAAUCACCAAUACCAUAAGAAUAUAUUCAAUUUCUUUAAACUUCUUAUUAAAAACUAAAUUGUUAAAAGUUUAUUUGA
Molecule: messenger RNA, 3113 nt
Organism: Paramecium primaurelia
Lineage: Eukaryota; Ciliophora; Oligohymenophorea; Peniculida; Parameciidae
Source: the annotation of a GenBank genome assembly